AUGCCAAGAGAGACAGCCGCCCAAUUUCGGUACAAGCUUCGGGCCGUGGCCGAGGCGCUCGAGACCUGGGCCCAGACACCAGCCGGACAGAUAUGGAUGAUUGCCAAGGAGAGGAGGUUUAGGAGAUGGAUGAAGCGUGAAUUUCCUCCUCUGGAGGAGAGCUCAUCUGAAGAAGACGACCCGGACUCUGCCCGGAAAGAGGAGGCGAACGACGCCAUCGGCAAGGAGCGUGCAAGCCGAGCGCACGACAAACUUCAAGAGACCUUCCGAGCGGCUGGUGACAAAAUUCGAAAGGACGCGGGCCAGAAGAACGCUGGCCAGAAGCAUACGGCUGAAAGUGAUGACGAGGACUCGGAUGAGGCAAUUCGAGCGCAGCUGAAACGACAGGAGACGUGUAGAAAGAUAUUCGAACGUAAGAACGCAAGAUCUAUCAAGAAGAUAAAGAGCGUCUAG
This is a messenger RNA of Colletotrichum destructivum, 453 nucleotides long. RefSeq lists its product as uncharacterized. The transcript is spliced from 3 exons. The record is from RefSeq and is a predicted model, not a curated record. The coding region runs from base 1 to 453 and encodes 150 amino acids. NCBI's taxonomy places the organism in Eukaryota, Fungi, Ascomycota, Sordariomycetes, Glomerellales, Glomerellaceae.